AUGGAAAACAAGCAAGACUGCAAGGAGAGACACCAAGCACUGAAGCUUUCGAGAAGCCAUUGGAGUGAAGUGAUGGAGAACAAGACAUGGCUUUGGAGGAAAAGGUCUUCCGAAAAGACAAUUGUGGCAACAAACAAAUUUGGCAUUUCUGUGAAAGGAAUUGAUGAAGAGACGCAGAAUAUUCCAAUUGGGAGUGGAGUAGGACCAGUUAGACGAAAUUUAAACGAGAAGUUAGCUUCAGUGCUUCUUGAUUUUCAUGCAAAAGAUGAUCCUGUGACAGAAGAUGAAAAAUCAGAACAGAGAGCCACAGCAGCCCAGGAAAAGACAGAAGCAGAAGUAGAUUGCCUAAAGAAAGAACUUGAUGCAGCUCUGAAGCAAGGAGUAGCUGCAAAUGAAAAAUUAAGUAACUCAGAUGCUGCAUUAAAGCAAUGCUUGCAGCAGCUAAACUCUUUUCGAGAAGAACAGGGGCAAAAGAUACAUGAUGCUGUCAUGGAAGCAACAAGUGAAUUUGAGAAGGCACAGAAAACAUUGGAAGAGAAGUUGAUGGAGACAAGCAAAAGGCUUACAAAUUUCGCCAUUGAGAACACAAAUUUAAGUAAUGCCCUUUUACUCAAAGAGAAAUUGGUCGAAGAACUGCAUAAACGAGCAUCUCAGACAGUUGCAGAAUUCAAUACACUAAUGGUAAGAUUAGAUUCCACGGAGAAAGAGAAUACUUUUCUGAAGUACGAGUUUCACAUGCUUCAGAAGGAACUUGAGGUUCGGAAUGAGGAACUGGAAUAUAGCCGUCGGUCUGCUGAUGCAUCACGCAGGCAGCACUUGGAGAAUGUGAGGAAAGUCACAAAGCUAGAAGCAGAAUGUCAGAGACUCCGUACGCUACUGCGGAAAAAGCUUCCUGGUCCUGCUGUUAUCUCGAAGAUGAAGAGUGAAGUUGAAAUGCUGGGAAGGGAGCCGGUGGAAUCAAGAAGAAAACUGAACCUCACCAGAGAUUUGGUACUCAGAGACCCAAUUAUGGAAAAUUCUCCAGAAAUUCCUGUAAAGAACAUUGAUUUCCUGAUUGAACAAUUACGUGGUAAGGAAGAGGAUAAUGCAGUUCUGAGAGAAAUGAUGACCAGGAAGAAUGCUGAACUCCAAUCUUCAAGGGCCAUGUUCUCACAAACUGCUUUAAGGUUAUCACAGGUUGAGGCUCAGCUUAUAGAGCUUUCUGGAGACCAGAAAUCUGUGCAGCUGGCAAGGCAUAGCCCAUCAUCACGUGAACUCCUAUCUCCAAUUGCAGGUUCUGAUACUGGAUCGUGGGCUAAUGCUCUAAUCUCAGAAUUGGAACAUUUCAGAGAUGGGAAACUCAAGAGUCAGUCGGAACGUAAAGCCAUUGAAAUUAUGGACAUGAGUUUAAUGGAUGAUUUUGUUGAGAUGGAGAAAUUAGCUAUAGUUUCCACGCAAACACCUUCUGCAGGUGGGAAUCGCCCUUCCUCAGCUGGUAAGGAACUAGUUUCUGCGGAACAAGAGAUCCACUCGAAAGUCAGCUCAAAUGAUAAGUAUUUCGACUGGCUUCAGGUUGUUCUGACGGCAAUAUUCAAACAGCAGCGUAUUUCAAAACGAAGUCUAACUGAACUCCUGGAGGACAUUAAAAUUGCUUUAGGUUGUAUAAGCCAUCCAAAUGCUUGUGAACAUGAUAGAGCAGCGUUCUCAAGGCAUCCUCUGGAAUGUGAUAUUAGUGGUUAUAUCACUUUGAAGCAUCAAAAUGAAUAUUCGAUUGCGGAUUCAUUGAUUGAAUCUUCCAGUAUCGAUACCCCAGUGAAAGAAACAAGCAAACAACAAGAUCAAUGUAAUCUGAGUAAUCUGCAAGAAGAGAACGAUAGCCUGAAAAAUGAGCUGAACGAUAUGGAAGCCAGGCUGCAGUCUGCAACUGAUAAGACAGAGGCUCUCAUGACGAAGCUUCAAGAAUCAGAACAAAGUGUUGAAAGGUUACAGGCAGAAGUGGAGAUUUUGAAGGAAUCAAAAGGAAUGAUUGAGGAUCAGAUUGAAAAUCAGAAGUCAAUCAAUGAAGAUCUUGAUACUCAGCUUACAGUUACAAAAUCUAAAUUGAAUCAGGUCUUCCAGAAGUUCUCAUCUUUGGAAGUUGAAUUGGAGGAAAAAAGCAACUGUUGUGAAGAAUUAGAAACAACUUGUCUCGAGCUUCAACUUCAGCUGGAAAGUGCUGCAAAGGAAACCCGGAGCUGUGGCAUAAAUGAAGAGGGGAAACAACCGCAGGAUGGCUGGGAAAUCAAAGCAGCUUCUGUAAAGUUGGCAGAAUGCCAAGAAACCAUCCUUAACCUUGGAAAACAACUGAAGGCUCUGGCUUCACCAAGAGAAGCAGCACUCUUUGACAAGGUUUUCACUCCUGCUGGUGCCGCUGCCACUGCCACCACCGCCAAUAUCAAGAACAUGAACAGACGCUUCUCCUUACGUGAUCAAAUGAUAGCUGAAGAUAGAUCUAAAGCAAUUAUUCUCAGAUCUCCAACUGAAGAUGCACAAAAAUCCUCUCUUAACCACUCAGAGAAUGAUAAUGGAUUGAUUGGUCCUAAUGCCUUGGUAUGUGCUCCUGAAGCAUAUUUUGGACCAAAGCACAAAUCCGUUAAUGCUGCAGUCGAGGCUCUGGCUAUUGUUCCUAGUAAAAAACAAGGAUUUGGUUUGCUAAGGAGGCUACUGAUGAGAAGAAAGAAAGGGGCAAGCAAGAAGUCUCUAUCCUUAGUGAAGGUAUGA
This is a messenger RNA of Dovyalis caffra, 2739 nucleotides long. The record is from the annotation of a GenBank genome assembly. NCBI's taxonomy places the organism in Eukaryota, Viridiplantae, Streptophyta, Magnoliopsida, Malpighiales, Salicaceae.